CUCAUACGCCAUGUCUAGUACUUUGGGAAGGAGGGUAUAUUUGCUUUCUCGAAAGUACAUUUAGGUGCUCCGAUCUACAAGACAGCGUUUUGCCUCGCAACAGUAACGUUUGAGGCCAAGAUGAUCGAGGUGGUGGCCUCCAUGGCCCGAGGCCCUGUGUUUCUCGCCGGGGAGCUCAUGGAGUGUCUCAUAACAUUCACCAACCCGAUGUCCCACCUGUCCACCUCUGCCAGCAGUGAGAUGCUGGCAUGGGCCAGUGCUCAGAUCCACUGCCAGUUUCAUGCCAGUGAGAGCAGAGUGGCUCUGCCGACCCAGGGCAACAAACACGAUGUCCAGGCUGAGAGCAACACAGUGCUUAUUCCAAGCAGAGGAGAGCGGGGUCAAUGUGUACUGGACACACCACCUAAAAUAUUAUUCUGUGACCUGCGCCUGGACCCCGGGGAGAGCAAAACCUAUUCAUACAGUGAGAUCGUACCCAUAGAUGGUCCUCCUAGUUACCGUGGUCAGGCGGUGAAGUACGUGUACAAACUGACCAUCGGCUGCCAGAGAGUCAACUCGCCCAUCAAACUGCUCCGAGUUCCCUUCAGAGUGCUGGUUCUACAAGGCAUGCCAGAGCCUCCAUUUCCCCAGGACGAGGAAGUUUGUCCCUCCAACCCUUUCCUGGAGGAAGAGGAAGCGAGCCGCAGGGAUGCUCGACCUUUAGAGAGAGCUCUGGACAUGCUGAUGAUCACCACAUCGAGACGCUGCCUCCAAAUGUUUAAUAUCACCAAUAUGCGUGGGAAAGUGGCAAAGUUCUGCAUCUUCAAGAUGGUUUACAGACUCGGCGAGGACAUCGUUGGCACAUUUAACUUCUCAGAGGGAGAUAUUCCCUGCCUGCAGUAUUCGGUGAGCAUUCAGAGUGAGGAGGAGAUUCAGCAGCAGCACCAGCGGCACCCCGGACAGAUCCUCAGUGUGACAGGACACGGGCGCCACAUGGAGUCGUGCCUGCACACCGCCUCCAGCCACUUCUCUCUGCCCAUCCCGCUCAACGUCACGCCGGGCUUCAGCACCGACAUAGUGAUGUUGAGGUGGCGCCUUCACUUUGAAUUCGUCACCGCCCGGGAGCCUAUGGAGCCGCCCACAGUUCUGCAGAACCAAUCAGAGGUCACCGUAUGGGCAGGGGCGGAGCACGUGGACGUGGACACCUUCAGCUGGGAUCUGCCUAUCAAAGUCUUCCCCACCAACCCGGCCUUGGCAUCCUACAUGUCCCACUUUUCAGGGACCAACAGCAUCACCAUUUGACCGCUGUGUGUGUGACUUUUUGAACGUGAGACAUUCAGGCAUCAAUGGGUGUGUGUGAGAGACACUGUUAGCACAGGCGCACAUUUCAGGAGCAUUAUGUUUUUGUUGAUUCCAUUGUUUAUGCAGAGCCAGUGAUGGAUUCCAUAUGUAUAUUAUGCAACCUAUUUUUUGCCUUGUUUCUUAUGCAUUUUGCAGUGCAUCUUAACCUUCUUUAUUUUUGGACCUAAUGACAUGCAACUGUGUUCGUGGUUGCGGUGUUUUUCUGUAUUUAUUUUAUUUUUGAUCCCUUGAUCGCAUACUAGCUCUUUAUCAUAUUAGGUAACAGCUGUUUCUUAAUCCAAAUGUUUUUCCUGUAUUCCUUUCAGCUUGUGCAAAGGCUGCAUAGAAAUGUAAAUACUACAAGAAAAAAUAAUUAAAAGUGUGAUUUAAAUUUUGAAAGAUUAGUGGGAGGAAGCCAUUUUCUUUUCUUCACAAAAUUCAACAUUCUUUGAUAAAAACCAGAUUUUUAUUAAGAGGGUAAAUGAGUUACAGCAGAGAACAGGUCAACAGGAAUAGUUAUAUAUAUUAAUGUACGCUUAUAUUUGCUUAUAUUUACAAUGAGUCAUUGUUGGAUUAAUAGAAGAAGCAAAAACAUACUGAAAAUAAAGAUCUAAAUAUAGAUGCUUACGUUUUUA
Notothenia coriiceps (black rockcod) is the source of this 1955-nucleotide messenger RNA. It is a transcript of the gene rgp1, whose product is annotated as GP1 homolog, RAB6A GEF complex partner 1. The transcript has 9 exons. NCBI's taxonomy places the organism in Eukaryota, Metazoa, Chordata, Actinopteri, Perciformes, Nototheniidae. The record is from RefSeq and is a predicted model, not a curated record. Bases 121 to 1281 code for a protein of 386 amino acids.